Molecule: messenger RNA, 1808 nt
Organism: Engraulis encrasicolus (European anchovy)
Lineage: Eukaryota; Metazoa; Chordata; Actinopteri; Clupeiformes; Engraulidae
Gene: fgf6b
Product: fibroblast growth factor 6b
Exons: 3
Coding region: 453-1073 (206 amino acids)
Biological process (GO): positive regulation of cell population proliferation; regulation of cell migration; positive regulation of gene expression
Cellular component (GO): cytoplasm
Molecular function (GO): growth factor activity; fibroblast growth factor receptor binding
Source: RefSeq, a predicted model, not a curated record
UUUCAGCGCUUGCAGUACAGGCAGUACUUGCUGGCUUGCAACUUUCUCUCUCGCUCUAGAGCUCUAUCUCUCUCUCUUUCCCCUCCCUUAGGAUACUUUGUUUGACGGGGCAGCGGUGAAGUCAGAGUGAUGUCAUUAUAAGGAUGCGGUGCCUUGCAAGGUGAGAUAGGCUUUUUGGUGAGUGGUAGGGUAUCCUCCACGGCCAGCGUUGCCCAGCGAGAGAGGCGCGGAGCUGCAAAACAUGGUCAUCACCACCACCACCCGCACCACCACAAGUUCUGUCGCGCUCUCUCCUUUUUCUACUCCUCUGAUCGCGGGCUACCGUUUCAUGCCCGAAGCCCUGAUCUGCCUUCCUAAAAUAAGCCUCCACCACCAUGCCGAAGGAAGAAAAACAAGAAGAGUGGUAUUUUUAGGGCCAUUAAUUUUGACCACGUGCCCCGAAGGUAAACCGGAUGGCCAUUGCGCAAAGGCUCCUCAUCAGUAUGUCCUACGAGGCCAGCACGCACUGGACGUUGACUGCGAUUGUUCUUCUAGGAUUCCUAGUUGGGAUUGUCUCGUCGUAUCCGAUUCCGAGCAGGACUAAUGCAACUUUAUUGGAGAAACGAUGGGAGACUCUAUUCUCCCGCUCCAUUCUGGGUAUCUCGGGAGAGAAAUCGGACAUGAACUGGGAGACUGACUAUUGGAUGGGCAUCAAGAGGGAACGGAGGCUGUACUGCAACGUGGGCAUCGGAUUUCACCUUCAGAUCCUCCCAGACGGCAGUAUAAACGGUGUACAUAAUGAAAACCAGUACAGUCUAAUAGAGAUCUCUACCGUGGAGCGAGGAGUGGUUAGCCUGUAUGGCGUGAAAAGUGAGCUGUUUUUCGCAAUGAAUAGCAAAGGAAGGUUAUACGGAACGCCUGUCUUUCGAAACGAGUGCAAGUUCAACGAGAUCUUGCUGCCAAACAACUACAAUGCCUACGAGUCGUCUGUUUACAAGGGCUUCUACAUUGCCCUCAGUAAGCAUGGCCGUGUGAAACGGGGCAACCGAGCCACCACCGCCAUGACCGUCACCCACUUCCUCCCCCGAAUAUGAGACGAGACGGACAUUAACGACAAGCUUUUUUUGCAAUAACUCACUGAUUUUGCACAUGUGGAUGUUUUCUCUCCCAGGUAAUAGCUGCAUACCAUACUGGCAUAUUAUUACACACAUUACACACGUACACAAAAAGACAUGGAAAUCAUGAAUGGACUGGAAGCAAAACACACAGAAAACACUAUAAUUAUUGGUAUUUAUUCUCUCUUUAUAUAUGUAUAUUUGGAUAGCUAACUUUGUAUUAGAAGAAGAAAAAGAUUAUGUAUAUGCCAUCCUUUGCUGCUUUGUUUUUUUCUCUCUCUCAUUUAUUUUGUAACUGUUAUUAUUGAUUAUGGAUUGGUUCUUUGAGGUUUUGCCAGCCUCGUUGACUUCACUUCACUCGGGUGCUUGUCAUAACUGUCAGAGUUGGAGACUUUACCCUUGACAUUGAGACGACUGAUGUUCCCCCCUCAGCUUUUAAGAAGUGAAGUGAUACUUUUUAUUACCUCAAAAAAAUAGAAAAGCUUAAAAAAAGAAGCCACACGUCCCAGAUAAAGAGGAUGCAUGAUGCUGUUUAUAUUUAUUCAUUUUUAUUUUCGCAGAUAAAGGAAUGCCUGUUUUUAGUUUUUUGUUUGUUUGUUUAUUUCCUGGUUGUCUAAACCUGCAGGGUGUUGGUGGUGAUAUGGGUAGGGGGUGGUUAGGUAUUUGGUGGUGUUGGAAAAGCGUUCGAUGGCGGCUUUGACACCACCCCACCCC